Molecule: messenger RNA, 1740 nt
Organism: Glarea lozoyensis ATCC 20868
Lineage: Eukaryota; Fungi; Ascomycota; Leotiomycetes; Helotiales; Helotiaceae
Product: MFS general substrate transporter
Exons: 7
Coding region: 1-1740 (579 amino acids)
Biological process (GO): transmembrane transport
Molecular function (GO): transmembrane transporter activity
Source: RefSeq, a predicted model, not a curated record
AUGGAUAUGGAUGAUCUACAAGACCUUCGAGACUUCGAGAAAGUUCUACCACCAGUAACGACCCAAACAACUGUACCAAACAACUUGAUUCCCAGAAGUGAUGGAACUACAUUAGGAGUUAUAGUCCAGAAAGAACAGGAUAGCCCAGUUGGCUCUGGUUCGGACGUGAAUGACUCUGAAGCUUUGAAAGAUCAUGUCAGGAGUGUACACGGCUUUACGUGGGUUCUAGUUGUCUUCGCUAUCACAGGAUCGACAUUUUUAUAUGCUUUAGAUAACACUAUCGUCGCAGAUGUUGGCAUUGAUGUCGUCUCAACACUGGGACAAAUUGAGAAGCUUCCCUGGCUCGGAACAGCCUUUACAUUGUCAUCGAUGUCGACUAUUCUGGUCUGGUCAAAGGUAUAUACCUUGUGGAAUGCGAAGCCAUUAUAUUUUUUCUCAUCUGUCAUAUUUGAGAUCGGCUCAGCGCUCUGUGGUGCUGCCCCGACGAUGAAUGUAAUGAUUGUGGGGAGAGCAAUUGCUGGACUAGGUGCAUCCGGUAUUUAUAUCGGCUCUUUGACCCUUAUAUCCGUAAAUACGUCUGAGCAGGAACGUUCCAAGUAUAUGAGCUACACGGGCCUCAGCUGGGGCGCAGGUUUUGUUUUAGGACCCGUAAUCGGAGGUGCUUUUGCUGAGAGUAAUGCCACAUGGCGCUGGGCCUUCUAUAUCAAUCUGGUUCUCUUCGGUGUUUUCGGACCUAUCAUUGUCUUUAUGGUACCCACCUGGGAUCCCAAGAAGGGAGAAGUCCUUCCUUUCACUGCUAGGGGUAAACAGAUGGACUGGAUAGGUUCCGUUCUUGAAAUUGGGGCCUGCGUCGCAGGAGUCAUGGCAAUCAGUUUUGGAGGUACAAUCUAUCAGUGGGGCAGUGGGCAGACGAUCGCCUUGUUCGUUACAUCGGCUGUGCUGUUCAUUUUGUUUGCCUUGCAGCAAACUCUUUGCUUCAUGACAAGGCCUGAGGAGAGGAUAUUUCCAGUUCAGUUUAUGCGCAAUAAAGAUAUGAUCCUGUUAUGGCUUAUCACCGCUGCAGUUGCAGGCUCAGUUUUGGUACCCAUCUACUAUAUACCCAUCUUUUUCCAACUUGUUCAUGGCGAUGGACCAGUCGACGCUGCUGUUCGACUCCUCCCUAUUGUCAUGACAUAUGUCUUUAUGGUCAUGAUGGGAGGGUUCGUUGUCUCUCUUACAGGUUCAUGGUGGCCUUGGUUCUUCAUCGGAGGUGUGCUAGCCACUAUUGGCGAGGCUCUUCUUUACGACGAUAUCAGUCCUGCCAGCGACACUUCCAGUAUAUACGGUUACAGCUCUCUCAUCGGCAUCGGCGCUGGCGCUAUCGGCCAGCUCUUCUAUUCCGUCGCACAAUUUAAAGUCAAGCCGAAUGAAAUUCCUGCUUCCAUUGGUUUCAUCUGCAUGGGCCAGUAUCUCGGUCUUACCGUAUCUCUGUGUGUCUCCGGUUCGGUGUUUCUUAACGUCGCCCAGAAAACUGUUGCAGCGCUGCUACCGCCAGAAACGCCUCUCCAGAUAGUGCGAGCCAUAAUUCAAGGUACAGACCAAACGUUGCUUCUAGCACAAACAAUCCAGGUACAACAAGAGAUUCUGGUAGCGGUAGUAGAUGCAAUUAAGAAUACGUAUAUUGUUAGCCUACUUGGGGCAGCGCUGACAGUUGUGGCGACGUUAUUGCUCAAACCUGUAGGACAAAAGUUCUCAAAGUAA